Diprion similis is the source of this 3250-nucleotide messenger RNA. RefSeq lists its product as uncharacterized. The record is from RefSeq and is a predicted model, not a curated record. The coding region runs from base 712 to 2787 and encodes 691 amino acids. The transcript is spliced from 9 exons. Gene Ontology annotation, cellular component: membrane. NCBI's taxonomy places the organism in Eukaryota, Metazoa, Arthropoda, Insecta, Hymenoptera, Diprionidae.
UCAGUCAAGCGCCGAACGCCAUCGCGAGAAGUUCGCGCUCUGUGAUCGGCAAAAGAUUUCGAAAGCAUUACGCACAUGCGGGUCACCUAGUCGUGAUUGCUAAUUCGUAUAUUUUGUUAGAUAUGCAGUGGAGGUAUAGUACGAGUGGUGGAAAGGGAUUUAUUUGCCAAACACAGUGUUGUAUCGUAAUUAUGUGAAAAAAAUUUACAACGCAAACAAGUAUCGACUCUAAGGAUUAUAAGUGUACACAAACGUGCCGUUUCUUUCUUUCUUUUUCUGUUCGAUUAGUCUGCUACAUGUGGUGCUAAUUGUAUUUACACCUGGAGAGAUCUGGCCUCAAAACUUCGAUCAUCCCGAUUAUACGACGAUACAAUCAAAUAUUCACACAGCUGCACUUUCUUCGCCGAACAUUGAUUGAAAGCCGGAGAGUGGCUCAACUUGGAUCAUAAUUAUGGAUCGUCGUAUUAUUGUAGACAUAGAGCACUUACUGCAGGCCAGGAGAUAAACGGAAUGGAAAGAAGAAUUGCUCAUCGACUACUUGAGAGUACAUCAAUGCAAAUCUUCGGCCUGAUAACCAGCUCUUUCUAUCAUCGCUGACUAGCACUUUUACAGUGUAGCUGCGCAAAAAACAGGGAUUAGUGAAGCAUAAAUAAAAAAAAAAAAAAAAAAAAAACUUUAACUUGAUCGUGAGAAGAGAAUAAAAUUAGCACCAUGGAAGGAAAAAAUAUUAUACGAAAGGAGUUGGUCAACGUUAAUCUAUUGUCCCUGAAAUGCCUUAUGUUCUGCUUCUUCGGAGGUAUGGGCUGCCUUUUCCCUUUUCUACCGCUGCACAUGCUUGCCACAGGUCUGACCUACGAAGAGGCUAAAAUAGUUUCAAUCGUUUCGCCGAUAGUGGCGAUGAUAGGCCCUUUGGUGGCUGGUCCAUUGGCAGACAAGUGGGCUGGUCGACAGGGUUCCAACAACAGAGCAUCGACAGGAAAAUACCUUCGAGUAAUGAUAGCAGUGACUUGCAUACUCGGUGCUAUAUUUUAUGCUGCACUAAUGGCGAUACCCAGAGUCGAGAGGCUGACAAUACCCCAGGAAAGAAAUCCCCAGGUGAAAUUUUCGUGCAACGAAUCUGGAGCCAUUAUAUUCAAGGACAGGUGUAAGCUCUCAGCGACCUGCUACGAAUGGCCCGAAAUCAAACCCGGACCCAUUCGACUCACCAACUGCGACUACCGGUGCAAACCAAUCGAUUCUAAGCCCCUCGUUCAAGACGACGUCAACUCUCCGAAGCCCCUCAACAUGGAUUACUUCGAUCAAGGCGAGAGCAGUGGUGACCUGUCUGUCAUUCCCAUCGAAGAGAAUGAACAACUCUUUCUGGAUAUUCAGAAUCCCUCGAAAUCUGACUAUGAGAGAAAGCCGCCAAUUGAGCCACCGCAUCUCUGCGUCAAGAAGGAUGGGUUCGACAUUUGCCACGUGUACACAACGUCCUCGGGCAACGUUACCAUAUACGCUACACUUCAGCAGGCGAGAAAUCCCGACGAGACAUCAGAGCGGUGUGCCUAUCCUUUGAGCGAUCAAUUCUCUUGCAGGAUACCUAAGCAACUCAAAGCGGAGAUGUUGGAAUUGAACAAGAGCUGCAGCAUUGACUGUGAUCUUUAUGAGCCGUACAAUAUGUCAGACAGCGUUUUGGCCCAGGCGGAAUGUCAGCAGAUAAUUGGCGACCCGGAUCACACGUUUUGGAGUUAUUUGGUGGUGCGAUCCAUCGCUGACGUGUUUCCAACGACUGCGGUAGCUCUUCUGGACGCAGCUGUGGUCAUUGCGACUCGUGAGACGUCCUGUGGCCGCGGCGACGUCGGCCGACAACUGGCCUUCGGAUCCCUCGGCUUUGCCAUAUUUGGCCCAUUGACGGGCUAUUUGACGACUCUGGUCGAAGGAGCUAAGCCAUCCUUUUCAAUACCCAUUGAAAUAUUUGUGGCACUCAUGGUAAUAUCAGCUCUGAUUGCUGUUUUUGCUAAUGGCAUGCCUCUCAGCCCUCCGGAAUGGUGGUGGCACACCAGGAGCGGAAUGCUUGCCCUGCCGAUGAGCGCCAUCAAGAGAUAUGGCGGCGAAACUGCAGCCUUGCUGUUUGUUCUGGUGAUAAUGGGGAUAUUCUGGAGCGCCAUGGAUACCUAUCUACCUUGGCAUCUCGAACAGCUGAAUGCCGACGUAGUGUUGAUUGGCAUCUGCCUGACCAUCGGUGCUUUGCCAGCUGUGAUUUUCCUCUGGAAAUCUGAACACCUCGUCGAUUACUGUGGACACAGCAAUCUGCUAAUUACAGCGUUUACUAUUUACAUCGUCAGAUUUACCGGCUUGAGUCGAGUGUCUGGAGAUCCAUGGUGGUCCCUUGCCUCUGAGGUGUUGGAGCUGUUCACACUUGGAAUCAUGUGGGUGACAGCGAUUCUUUAUCUCAGACACUUGGUUCCACGUCAUCUGACCGUUACCGCUCAAGCUUUGCCUGUGAUUGCCCAUUUUUGCAUAGGUCGAUGCAUCGGGGCAGUUAUAAGCGCGUACGUCGACGUGGGGGAGAGAAACGUUGACUCACUUCGAUUCGUCUACAAGUGUAUGGCAGUUGCGGCAGCGAUAAUUGCGUUGAAAUACUUCAUCUGGUAUCACGCAUUGAUAAGGCCUAAAUGCCACGCGCAAAGCACUCAGGGACCUCGUCAGCCACCAACUAUAAUGGAAGCGAUGAAUGGUAACGGCAAUUACACACCCUUGAGAGUAUAUCACAACGGCAGAGGCAGGAAAGGACAGUUUCGGUACUAGGAAAAGGAUUGUUACUUUAUCUUUAUUUUUUUUUACUUGUCAACCACGGUGCUUAAUUAUAAUGUGGCUUUUACACAUAUCCACAACUACAUAUCAAUUGUUUCUAUGUUACGCAUCCAUUUUUUUAAAACAGCUACGUGUAACGGCUGGUAAAGGGAUAUUUCAUAUGCACGUAUAGUAUUCAGUAUUAUACGAAUAUGAUGAUUUGAGAGUCCUAGAGGAGUAAUUUGAUUCACUUUAAUCGAAAAAACAACUUCUCCUUGCAAAGCAUUUGUUUCAAAUUAUAGUAGGUAUGCUCUCUCUGUGACUGCAUCAGCUUUAUUGUGCAAUUUAUACGUACGAACGAAUAACCAAUUAUACGCAACUUCAUUGAUUAGAUAAUGAUUGAAUAUUCUUUUUUUUUACUGUGAAAAAUGUUCCAAGUUUAAAAGUUCUUCGCUCCCAACAAGAAUGGAGAAGUUUC